Erinaceus europaeus (western European hedgehog) is the source of this 5794-nucleotide messenger RNA. It is a transcript of the gene RELT, whose product is annotated as RELT TNF receptor. Bases 3397 to 4719 code for a protein of 440 amino acids. Gene Ontology annotation, biological process: apoptotic process; amelogenesis. The record is from RefSeq and is a predicted model, not a curated record. Lineage: Eukaryota; Metazoa; Chordata; Mammalia; Eulipotyphla; Erinaceidae. Gene Ontology annotation, molecular function: protein binding. The transcript is spliced from 12 exons.
UCAGGGACGUAUGGGCAGGACCAGUGCUGAGCAGACUCUAGACACCUGGUGUCUGGCACCUGAUGAUUUAGUACCUGGGGUUUGGCGGGGCUGGGGGUGGGUGGGUUGGGCAAGGGGAGAGGUGGCGGCUUUUCACAGCAGGAGGCAGCAGUGGCAUGAGUGGGAAUGGGUUGUGUGGUGGCACCCUCUCGUCUUCCCAAGCCCCUUGCCGUCUUGUCUGGAGUGAAGGUAGACAGCUCAGGGUUGGAGGCACCUGUCUGUGUCCCCAUCCUGCCCAGGCUGCAUGGGCCCUCUCUCCUUUGAAGCCAGCCUGUUACCUCUUUGAGCUUCACUUUCCUCCUCACGAAGCCUCACACAUGCAGAAAAUGCUUAGUGUGCAUGUGUGUUUGUGUCAGAGGGGGGUGGUAGGGAGCCCCCCACCCCCGACUCUGCCUCAGAGCUGGCAGUCUAGUUUCAGACUCUGGGCUGGGAAGGGGCCAAGGUUUUCCCACACAGACUGGGAGUGGCUGGGGCCCAUCUGGCCAUAUCAGCCCUUUUUUCAGCCCCAAGGGCCAAUUAGUCCCCUCACCCCCCACCCCCCAGACCCAGGCAGCUCUCGGAGGGUAGAUGUGAGGGGCAGAAUCCCCAACAGGCUCUGGAAGGAAGGGGGGUGGGCCAAAGGGCAGCUGCUGCCUGAAUCUCACCUCAGGGUAGCAACCUGGGGCACCAUGGCUGCCCAGGCUCACUCCCUUGGAGCCUCCCAUCCUCCCCUGUGGGAAUUUCUAGCCUCAACUGGGUGUUUGCCUGGAGCUGGCAUAGGGGGCCUCUGUGCGGGUGAGGGUGGAUGCCGGCAGACCCCUGCCCCCCUGGGUGCUUGUGACGGCCCCUGUGAACCCCCUAUGGCCAGUAGCUCUCUAGUCUAUUGCAGCUGGCAGCCCCUUCAUGAACAAGGGCCUCAGUGUACCCAGGUGUGAAACAGAUGUCUUCCUCUCCUGUAGGGAGUAGAGGCAGCUCUGGCUAAGAGUCUAGCCUGCCUGCCCGCGAGGAUGACGGGAGGGGCCACACACUGUGGGCACUGCCCUACUUUAGCCCCAGUUGCCAGGGAACCACUGGGUUCCUGCUAGCCUGGAUUUCGCUAUUGAUGGGUGGCCUUUGUCUUCCUGCCUCGAUGUGGCUGGCACUGAGGGAGGCCCGUGUCCAGCUGUGUCUCCAGGCAACCCCAGCCCCUGGAGGCUGCAGAAAGGUGUGUGGGCCCUAGAGCUGCUGGCUGGGAAGCAGGCACUGCCCGAGCCCUGCCCUGAGUGGGCACCGACUUCCCAACUCCAGCUUGUAAUCCUGCCUUGCCUCACUUGGCAGGCUGCCCAGCGAGCCUUGUGAGAUGCAGAUGGCACCCAGUUUCCCCUCCCCUGCUGCAGGUUCCCUGCAGGCUCUGAGGGUGUAUAGGCCCUUAGAUUGCAGCUGGGCUGGGCGUAACUCCUCCCUCCCAGAGCCUCACCACAGCAGGUUGGGUGCUUCCUGUGUACCAGACCCCUUGGCAAGCAUGGCACUGUGAACUUGAGAGGCUCACUCACGGACUACUUGCCACUUCCCCUGCCACUGCUUACACAAGGGGAGACCGAGGCACAGUGAAUGAGAGCAGGCAGGCUGGCUGAGCGGUCACUGCGCGGGCCCUCUGCCAGGUGUUUCCCAGUGCUCUGCUUGGGGUCACCACCACAAAGCCAUCGGGGAGCCAGGUGGACUGACUUCCCCGAGUUGGCCUGGGCCUCAGACCCACAUUCUUCACCCUUCCCGCCCAUCCACAUAUCUGGGAAACUGAGCAGCUGAGUGGCCACGUAGGGGGCAGUGGAGAGACUGGGUCUGGUCGGGACACCUAGGCUGCAGGUGGGGCCACCGCGGAGGUGGGUGGGGGCACAGCCUGGGAGACUUUGGGCCUGUGACCCCACCAGCCUCGGCUCUGGGAAAGGGGAAGCUGCCAGCCAGGGCGGUGGCACCACUUCUUCCUCUUUCUUGGGGCCUCCAGGGCUGCACCUCCCUGGGGCUCCACCCUCAGCCUCUGAGCCCCCAGGGCCCUGAGCUAGGCUUUGCUGGCUGGCUUUCUGCCGGGGAACUUUCGGUUCUGAUUGUUGGGGGCAGUUCUGGAAGGUGAGGUGGUGUGAGGAAGCCCCCACUUCAGCGCCCCACCCCAUGCAGGAGGAGGCUGCGGCGAGGUGAGCCAGCAGACGCCCUGCCUGGCUCGCUGUGUGGUGGGGGCCGGCCAUAAACAAGUGCCUGCACACAAACACUCAUUACAAACACUAAUUAUACGGCCGGGCAGGAACGCCGGGGAGAGGGGCGCCGGAAAUCACACCACCUGCUUCAGGCUCCUGCACCUCGUUGAAGCCUCGUGACAGCCUUGAGCUGGGAGAUAAACACCCCCAUCCUGUGAUGAGGAAACCGAGACCCCAUAGGCCAUUGGUGCUGACAGGGACAGGCCCCAGGCAGGCUUGGAGAGGCCUAUGGCCUAACUUCCUUCUCUGCUUGGCUUGUUCUCCCCCGUAGUGGGGGUGGAGAGCUUCCCCUCUGCCUGAAUGUGGGGGCAGGAGAGGAGGCUCCCAGCCUGCUGGUGUUGCCCCCCCUCAGGGUCCUUCUCUAGGAUGCCCUCUGGAGGUGGUGGCACUGGCCGCUGGUUACAGAUUAGAAGAGCACAGGAGGGAGAACAGAGCCCCUCUCUGGAAUUGCGAUGCCAGGGACCAAUCUUAGGACCUCACACUUGAGAGCCAGACGCUUUACCCAUAGCACCACCCUCUGCUCUUUCCGUCGAGGCUUUAGAGCUCAGGGCUGAUGACCUGGUGGGGAGGGGUGGUGCAAAGAGGUUUGUACAGGGCUCUGACUGGACAGGCCUGUCUGGAGAUCCGUCUGGGCUGAGUGUGGGGGUCCAGGAGCCUCUGUGAGCAGAGACGGGGGCAGCCAGACUGCAGUAAGUAGGGGUUGGGGUAAGUAGAAGACACAUAAUUAGCAGGCUUCUCCGAGGCAGGCAGCGAGUGUCUGAAUGAGCUGAGCAGCCUCUCCAGUGCUGAGUUUGGGUGUUUGGGCCCCUUUACUCUUCCUCCCGGAAGUCUGAGCUCACUGCUCCCUGACUGUCUGCAGAGGAAUAGCUACAUGGCAACCCCCGCACCUCCAUCUUCUGCAAACUCAUGGAGUUGGUGCAACAACCACAUCAAUGGCUACAAUAACAAGGCCAACAAAAAUGGGGAAAAUGGUCUCCAGGAGCAGUGGAUUCAUAAUGCAGGCGCUGAGCCCCAACGAUACCCCUGGAGGCAGAAAAAAAAAACCUGCCGCUUGCCAUGGAUUCACAGUGCCAUUCCAGCACCAAACCCCAGCAAUAACCCUGGUGGCAGAACAAAUAAAUAAGCCAGUGGCCACUGGGCCUGACUGAGGAUGAAGCCUAGUCCUGAGCAGCUCUGGCCCCUGUCCUGCCUCCUUGUGCUGCUGCCUUCCUCUCUGGCUACUCCAACACUGGCUUCUUGGCUGUGCCCACCUGGGGAGGAGCCUGAGCUGGACCCUGGAUUUGUGUCUCCCUUGCCCCUCCCCACCCACCCUAUACAGCAUUCGGCGCAGGACACCUUCUGCAGGCCCUGCCCCCCGGGCACCUUCUCCAUCUCAUGGGGUUCCAGCCCUUGCCAGCCCCACUCCCGCUGCAACCCUCGAGGGAGGCUGGAGGCCCAGGCAGGCACAGCUACUCGAGACGCACUCUGCGGAGACUGCCGGCCUGGGUGGUUUGCCACUCCAGAAGCCCCCCAAGCUCCCUGCCGGCCUCCGGCCACCCAUGACCUCUAUGGAGGACAGCGGACCCGCCGUGGCGUGGAGGUGGCAGCAGCGGCCGGCAGCAGUGAGAAGACACAGCAGCUGGGGAAUGGCACCCAGGCGGGCAGCACUGAGGAGAGGGCCGCCCAGUAUGCCGUCAUCGCCAUCGUGCCCGUCUUCUGCCUCAUGGGGCUGCUGGGCAUCCUGGUGUGUAACCUGCUCAAGCGGAAGGGCUACCACUGCACUGCUCACAAGGAGGUGGGGCCUGGCCCUGGAGGAGAUGGCAAUGGGAUCAACCCAGCCUACCUGGCUGAGGACACCAAUGAGGACACCAUUGGGGUCUUGGUGCGCUUGAUCACAGAGAAGAAAGAGAACGCAGCCGCCCUGGAGGAGCUGUUGAAGGAGUAUCACAGCAGGCAGCUGGCGCAGACAAGCCACAGGCCUGUGCCCAGGCUGCCACUAGGCUCCCCCAGGGCACCGCACACCUGUCCUCAUGGCCACCACCUCCACACAGUGCAGGGCCUGGCGUCUCUCUCUGGUCCCUGCUGCUCCCGUUGUAGCCAGAAGAAGUGGCCCGAGGUGCUGUUGUCCCCCGAGGCCGCAGCUGCCACCAGCCCCACUCCUAGACUCCUCACCAACCCUGGCAGGGCUCCCAAGGCUGUGCCCAAGGCAGGCCGUCAGGGCGAGAUCACCAUCCUGUCUGUGGGCAGGUUUCGAGUGGCCCGCAUUCCCGAGCAGCGGACAAGUUCAGCAGUGUCUGAGGUGAAGACCAUCACAGAAGCUGGGCCUGUAGGGGGCAGUCUCCCUGACUCCCCACAGCCUGGCCUCCCCACAGAGCAGCGGGCACUGCUGGGAGGCAGGGGAAGCCACACGAAGUGGCUGAAGCCCCCAGCAGAGGAUAAGACUGAGGAGAACCACUAUGUGAUCCGGCUGAGCGAGAGCAACCUGGUCAUCUGAGGGACUGUCUUGGCUGAGGACAUGGUAGCCCUGCCUUGGGAGGUCCCGAAGGCUUCCUGGAGGAGGUGGAGUUGCAGCUGAGCCUGUGAGGGCCAAAAAGCAAUGGCCCAGCAGACAAAAGGGCGACAGCCAAAGCCUGCCCCGGGGAAGCGGCAGUAGGCUGGGGAUGCCCAGUGCAGGAGCAGGUAGAGAGCCCCUUCCUACCCCGCCCCCAGCUCCUUCCCUGCAGGAUGCCCUGCCCUAGCCCCGCCCCAGCCAGAUUCUGGAGUCCCACGAUCACUGCACCGCAGGGCUAGGCCUGGACGGCAGGGAGGAGCCCUUUGUUACCACCCUGGCCCUGUGCCUUGAUUCCUGGCCAGGAGCAAAUGUGCCUGCUCCCCCGGCCCCUCUUUUCCAGCAGGUCCUGGGAAGGGAAGGGCAUUGCAGAGUCAGGGCUGGGAGGUUUGAGUCUCUGGGUUCAAUUCCUGGGUUAGUCCCUGGGCAUCUCUGGGUCCCUGUUUUCCUGUCUGAAGCUGAGAGGAAAGGACGGCUCUUUGCAGGUUCUGGUGGGGCUGUGUGGGGGCAGAGCUUGACUUCCUGCCACCCCUCCCAUUAGUAGCUUUAUCCAGCCCCAGUUGUGCUGCUUUGAGACUGCACCAUCGGGGUCCUGUGAACUGCCCACCCACGGCUUUGCCCGCAGGAGGGGCUUAGCGCAUGUGCCCACCUCCCCGCACCGCUGUUUUCAUUGAAACUGAAGAGCAGGCUUGACCCAGGAAGCUCCGACAGUCCAGCCUGCCCGGCCACCCUGAACACCUGGGAGCUUCCUAGGGAGAUGGGCACGUUACUGUAGAGGCACUCCAGCCAAGGGGUUGUCCGUGCUUGUGUGUCAGUGUGUCCACCCCUGGCCUGGGCAGUGCAGGCAGCUGCCCGGUCCGGCCCCCGACUCCACUGCAGCUCAGCGACCUGGUUAUUUACGUAGGGCCAUGCAGGCGUGGCCCCAGAUGCACCCCCUUGCUCUUAUUUAUUGAAGCUUUGCUGUUGUCCUACUUGCGUCUCCACUAUCUAUUUGUUGAAUAAUAAAAGGCAGAACACGGUG